Molecule: messenger RNA, 983 nt
Organism: Hymenoscyphus albidus
Lineage: Eukaryota; Fungi; Ascomycota; Leotiomycetes; Helotiales; Helotiaceae
Source: the annotation of a GenBank genome assembly
AAAUCCCGCUGCUUUCGACCAGUACGCACGUAUUUACCUCUGUGUGUAAGACAGCGUACCUUGGGAAAACCAGAUCCAUCUACUUAAGGAGUAUUACUUAAAGAGUACUGGAGGAUCGUAGGAUGCACCGCGUACCGGUAGUUGAGUCCUCGUGGUUUAGGGACCAACUGGCAUGAAAAUCGCACGUGACAACAGCGGGGCUCCCGAAUUUUUCGCUCAACACACUUCAGGCCGCAAGCCAAGCGGAACGUUUUAUCGUCAGGCGCUGAUGACAACGUGGGUCAACCAUCAGCCUUUCGGCUUUUCCUAAUUACUGCUGGAGUAUGUAACUCAACAUAUGGACCCGCUGCUACAAAUCUAACAAGACUUCUAACGGUAUCAGACAUCCCGCAAAUUUACAACCGAAACGCAAGCAAGCACUCCACCUCAUCCUAGCCUAAAACAUUCCUACUCCGACUCAGAAGAUUCGAUCGAUCUGCAGCAUCAUACCAGAGCUCAUAGUAUCGCGUAUUCCAGCGAAGCUACCCGCUACGGCCUUCAGUACUGCCACGCCGUUGAAUAACGGAAUUUGGACUGGGGAGCUCGAUCAAAUGCCUAUCCAAAACCCUAUCGAACCCGUCGAUUCGGAGGGUCUUCGCACAAAGAUCCUAGCUACGAAACCUGGCCAAGAGAAGGUCAUAUUAACGGAGGUCAAGAAUCAUGUAAGUGAGAGCUUCUUCACAAGGUACACCGGCUAAUUCUGAGCACUUCAAGCUCGAAAAGUCAGGAUACGCAACGUACCAACAGACCAUAGAGGAAACGAGAGAGGUGGGCUUGACAGGGAAGUGCAUAGUCUUUCUCAUUAGAGGCGCGUUUGAGGUUGGCGGGAAUACCAUAUCGAGUAAUGGACUAGGACACCCAGUGCAUGAUGAGAAGACCCUUCGACUGCAACAGAAUACUGUUAUAGUAAUCAUCAAUACAAACUAAGUUGAUCCUGCCUAUUG